Molecule: messenger RNA, 1282 nt
Organism: Asparagus officinalis (garden asparagus)
Lineage: Eukaryota; Viridiplantae; Streptophyta; Magnoliopsida; Asparagales; Asparagaceae
Product: transmembrane protein 56-B-like
Exons: 9
Coding region: 191-1030 (279 amino acids)
Biological process (GO): lipid homeostasis
Cellular component (GO): endoplasmic reticulum; membrane
Source: RefSeq, a predicted model, not a curated record
CAUACCGAAGGGGCGAUGUGCAAAAAUAGGGGGUUAUGCUAUGGGUUCCUCUAUCCCGACUCAUUUUGUCCGUUAAUAUCUGGGAUCUUCACCCUAACCACCCGCUUCCUCUUCAAUCAAUCCUCUCCCCGCCAGUCCCCUUCGUUGCCUCAAAAAAGACUGCAAUUUCACCGGAAAAAAAGUAUAUGUUAUGAUGCAGGCUCCCCCGCGUUCAAUUAUGACACUGGAUGCCUAUCAGUACAAGGCAAAGCUACUGGUCAAGGACUACUUGCUAGCAGAUUCAUACAUCCCUUACACAUCUUUGCUUGGUGGCAUUUUCAUCUCCAAGAUGGUGUAUGAUCUUACAGAACUACUCAGCUCUUAUUACUACAUUGGAUACAGUUCUCUUACAAAGACGCAACGGAUUGAAUGGAAUAACCGGGGUAUGUCCAGUGUUCAUGCCAUUUUUAUCUCGGCUAUAUCAAUUUACUUGGUAUUCAUUUCAAAUAUGUUCUCUGAUAAUCGCCCUGAUGGACUGAUUAUUUCCCGAAGUUCAAAUCUCUCUACCUUUGCGUUGGGGGUUUCUGUUGGGUAUUUUAUCACCGAUCUUACAAUGAUGUUUUGGGCCUAUCCUAUCCUUGGUGGAAAAGAGUAUGUCUUCCACCAUUUCCUUUCAGUAGUUGCCGUAUCUUAUUCCAUGUUCUCUGGGGAAGGACAGUUAUACACGUGCAUGGUCCUCAUCUCUGAAGCAACCACUCCAGCAGUUAAUCUUCGAUGGAUACUGGAUACUGCAGGAAUGAAGAGAUCGUGGUUAUAUCUUGUUAAUGGGUCCAUAUUGUUCCUUGGCUGGCUGGUUGCAAGAAUUCUAUUGUUUUUUUACUUGUUUUAUCACGUCUAUGUACACUAUGACCAGGUGAAGCAGAUGGAUAUCUAUGGCUUGCUACUUGUUUUUGGUGUACCAUCUGCUUUAGGAAUCAUGAACAUGAUUUGGUUUGCAAAGAUAUUGAAAGGACUGAAGAAAACAUGGAAUAGUAGUAGGAGGAACAUAUAAAAGGAUGUGAAGCUAAUCAUAUUCAAUUGCUUUUUUUCUCUCUGUUGUACUGUAUAAAAAUACCAUAUGUUUGCUGUGUAAUUUUGGGAAACGUGCUAAUUAGGGAAGAUGGUUCUAAGUAUAGGAUAGCAGCCAUUCCUAGUUUCUUUCAUUUUGUAUUUUUUUAAAAAGAUUUUGCAAUUUUGUUGUUGUAUAUGAAUAUAAUUUCUUCGGGAGAUCCCAUGUUCCCUUUUGUUUGAGAGUUUUUGGAGA